AUGUGGCACAAGGCGCUGGGUGACAACCUCAGCUUCCAGUUCGGUCUGUUCGACGAGGCCGAGCUUGAAGCUGGGCCGCUUCCCGGCCCCGUGGGACCCUCUGAGUUUCGCCAUUUUGAUCGCCAGCUCGAACUUGCCGGGCUCCUGGAUGCUGCCACCAGACAGUCCGUGAAGCGCAUCCUCGACAUCGGUUGUGGCUGGGGAUACAUCACCCGGCGUCUGGCCCAUCAGCUUCCGCGAGUGCCCACGCCUCGACGCCAUCAACAUCAGCCAGCGCCAGCUCGACUACUGCGCCCAGAUCUUCCAGAAGACUUCCGGAACCGCAUCAACCUCUACCUCUGCAACGUCCAGGAUGUCGACCUGCUCCCGGACUCACAGGUGCCGUACGACUUGGUUGUUGUUCGCGGUGUCUACACACACUUUCUUCACCAUGUCUUCGACGCCUCAGUUGCCCAGGUCGCUGGCCGACUCCGCCCUGGGGGCAUCCUGCUCAUCUCCGACACUUUAUACAAGGGCGACAUGGAAAAAUACCGCUCUCCCAUCCCCGACAAGGCCGAUCGUCUGGCCUGCGGCAACCGCAAGACGCCCUCGUACUUCACCAGCACGCUCGAGCAGAACGGUCUGGUCGUGCGAGACGUCCGCGUGAUGCCCUCCAACCGAGACGUCAUCCACUGGUUCCACAAGGUGCGACUCAACAUCGAGCAGAAUUUCCCGGGCGGCGUCACGGGGCCCAUCCAAGAGCUGCAUGAGAUGGCGAGGAGCUUUACGAAGAGCUUGGCGGGUGAUAAGUGUACAGCGUUAUUGCCCAGCGUGUUGUCGGUUAGUGCUACUACUACUUGA
Molecule: messenger RNA, 840 nt
Organism: Chaetomium strumarium
Lineage: Eukaryota; Fungi; Ascomycota; Sordariomycetes; Sordariales; Chaetomiaceae
Product: S-adenosyl-L-methionine-dependent methyltransferase
Exons: 2
Coding region: 1-840 (279 amino acids)
Source: RefSeq, a predicted model, not a curated record